AUGCCUAAGCGUGCAGCUCCCGAGAACAUUUCGAAGACCCAAAAAUUGCAGCAAUCAAAAAGGCCCAAACUAUUGCCUUCUAAGCGGAGAUCUGAUGCCAAACCAGCUAAACGGGUCCAAUGGAAAAACCGUGAACGAACAUUGUUUGUGUGCUCGCGCGGAGUCUCCGCCCUGGGCCGCCAUCUCAUGAAAGACCUUAUCCACAUGAUGCCCCAUUCCAAGUCGGACACGAAACUGGACACCAAGAAAGACAUUCCAUUGGUCAACGAAAUUGCAGAAAUCCGAAAUGCGACGAAGGUCGUGUUUUUUGAAGGUCGGAAGAAGCACGAUUUGUACAUGUGGUUAAGCUGUGUUCCAAGCGGGCCAUCAGCAAAGUUCUUGGUGGAGAACAUGCGUACCACCGCGGAGCUCAAAAUGACUGGUAACGCACUUCGAUAUAGCCGUCCAAUUCUUUCUUUUGAUCCCAGUUUCGACGACUCCGCGAUGCCACAUCUGCAACUUCUCAAGGAAGUUUUUAUUCAGUCCUUCGGGACACCUAAUUUUCAUCCCAAAAUGCAACCCUACACGGACAAAGUUAUCUCGGUCAUCUGGUUUGCUGGGCGAAUUUGGUUCCGUGUUUAUCAGAUUAUUGAAGAAAGCGGAGCCCUCUCGGAGAUAGGACCUCGUUUCUCACUUUUCCCAAUGAAGAUCUUCUUGGGAAGCUUCAGAGGUGCAGUUAUCUGGGAAAAUCCCAAGUAUAUCUCGCCAAAUAAGAUUCGCCAGGCAUUGAGGAUGGAGAAGAGAACAAAGUACAUGGAAAGAGUAGAGGCGAAGAAGCGUACUAAUAGGCGGAAGAGUCUGCGGACAGUUCUGCACGAAGUGGAUGAGACCGACGAUAUUUUUGAGUAA
This is a messenger RNA of Echinococcus granulosus, 888 nucleotides long. RefSeq names its product Ribosome biogenesis protein BRX1. Gene Ontology annotation, biological process: ribosomal large subunit assembly; rRNA processing. The record is from RefSeq and is a predicted model, not a curated record. Gene Ontology annotation, cellular component: nucleolus. The coding region runs from base 1 to 888 and encodes 295 amino acids. The transcript has 6 exons. Lineage: Eukaryota; Metazoa; Platyhelminthes; Cestoda; Cyclophyllidea; Taeniidae. Gene Ontology annotation, molecular function: rRNA binding.